AAGCUAUGAUAUUACGCUUCAUAUUAUCAAUAGUCAAGAUACAAUUGAACUCAACAACCUCUUGCAUUAAAUGUAAAGUCUUGGUAAAAAAUAACUACUUUUUGAAUUCGUUUGGAUCCUUUGGAUUUUUGGUUUAUUUUCUUUUGUACUCAAUCUGAAUCAGCACAUCUGCUUUCGUCAACAUGCAUUCCUCUAAAGUCAGUCGGACGAUAGAAAGAUAUAUUGACAGAGCAACGGACCAAUUCAAUUUGGAGCCGAACUUGGCCUUAAACUUGGAGAUUGCUGAUUACAUUAAUGCCAAGAAGGGAAAUGCACCCAGAGAGGCAGCUUUUACCAUAUUGAAGCGUAUCAAUAGUGCCAAUCCAACAGUGACUUAUUUGGCUUUAAACCUUCUUGAUAUAUGUGUUAAAAACUGCGGCUUUCCCUUUCAUUUACAAAUUGGAAGCCAAGAAUUUCUCAAUGGAUUUGUUUCGCGUUUUCCUAAAUAUCCCCUCCCUCAUAUGAAUAAGAUCCAGAAAAAGAUUUUGGAAAUGCUUGAAGAGUGGAACUAUAUGCUGUGUAAAAACAAUAGACAUAGCCAAGAGUUUUCCAAAAUUCACGACCUCCGUGAAUUGAUGGCUUUUCAAGGCUACAAGUUUCCAAAAGUUGAUGAAGAUUCGGUUGCUGUGAUGAAUCCUAGUAAUGAUCUACGCUCCGCUCAUGAGUUGGCUAUGGAAGAUUUGGAGGCACAUAAAGCUAAGCUUCAAGAACUCCUUCGACGUGGCACUCCAAUGGAUUUGGCUGAAGCAAAUGCACUAAUGAAAGUAAUUGCAGGUUUUGAUAAAGAAAAUACAGAAGAUUAUUCUGCUCUCGCAUCUGCUGAAAUUGAAUCUAUCAAAGCUAAAGCUUUACGUGUUCAACAUCAUCUGGAAAAUCCAACUUCGGUGUCUCUUGAUGAACCGCUAGAGUCCGCUAUAGAGUCCUUGAAAGUCUAUAAGAAUAAAGUCGUUCGCUUGUUGCAGACCGAGGAUGACGAUGAAUAUUAUGUUCAUAAGCUUAUUUCUUUGAAUGAAUUGCUUCACGAUGUACUUCAUGCUUAUGGAAUUAACCAUGAAUUCAAUGAACAAUCCUUUCUUUAUUCCUCCAAUUCAUCCCAGCAGAGUAAUAAUGCUCCCCCAAGAAACGAGUCUUUAGUUGAUCUGCUUGAUGAACCUAGUCACGAUAACUUAAUUUUAUCUAAUAAUGGCGUUUCCUCCAGUACUGCAUCAGACUUUGCUGGCUUUCCUGAUGCAUUCAAUUCUAAUCAACCGGUAGCUAAUGGUAAUUCGGUGCACAAGUUUUCGAACGUUGAAGCUACUGUUCCCAUUUUGAAGUCUGGUUCCUUGCUACUGUCAGCCAAGUUAGUCAGCUACAAUCCAGCGAGCGGUACGGCAUCAUAUGCCGUCUAUCUAUCUAACGACUCUUUUGCGUCCUCUGUAUCAAAUGUUACCUUUCAGGUGGCUGUCAUGAAAUCCCAAAAGCUUCAGAUGCUUCCCCUCGUUGGAGAAACUACUAUAGCUCCAAAAAAGCAGGACGCUGCCUAUAUGACUAUGAAUAUUUCUGGUGUCAGUAAUGAUCAGAAAUCUAUACGAAUUCGCUGGCGUUCUUAUUGGAUGGCUAACCUCAAUAAUCAGGAAGCUUCUGGCGAAAGUUAUCUACCUCUUCAAAUCUAGAUAAUCGAUUUUUAAAUAGACGUACAUCUUCACAAUGUAAUAAAGUUUCUACUGUUUACAUUAUCCGACCUGCUCUUAAAAUUUCGU
Molecule: messenger RNA, 1778 nt
Organism: Schizosaccharomyces octosporus yFS286
Lineage: Eukaryota; Fungi; Ascomycota; Schizosaccharomycetes; Schizosaccharomycetales; Schizosaccharomycetaceae
Product: arf binding gamma-adaptin
Exons: 4
Coding region: 183-1691 (502 amino acids)
Biological process (GO): Golgi to vacuole transport; protein transport to vacuole involved in ubiquitin-dependent protein catabolic process via the multivesicular body sorting pathway; Golgi to endosome transport
Cellular component (GO): trans-Golgi network
Molecular function (GO): phosphatidylinositol binding; ubiquitin binding
Source: RefSeq, a predicted model, not a curated record